AUGUCAUCUCCGAUGUCGAGUUCGUCAAGUGGUCACUCGUCGUCACUAUUUUUAUCUCCGAACCGAGUCUACAGUCUUUCAGAGCUGUUGUCAUCGGUUCCCAAAUCAAUAUUAUCUGCGCCGACGUUUGAUCCGAUCCGAUAUCGGACAGAAAUUUGCAAAAAUUUCAUGGAGUUAGGGGUUUGUCGGUUCAAUGACCGCUGUUUUUAUGCCCAUUCGGAUCAAGACCUGAGGCCAAUAACAUAUAAGCAUAAGAAAUAUAAGACCCAAUUGUGUCGACCAUUUCAUACAAAAGGUUUGUGCGAUUUCGGCCCCCGAUGUGCUUAUAUACACACUAAACCAGACAUCAACGCCAUUAUCAAUCAACUCAAUCGUUUUGCUGAAUCGACCCGAAGUUUGCCACCGAUUGCCACUUCAACAGCAGAGAUGAGACAAUUUGGCGCCGAAACUAGUCUUGGAAGUGAUAUAACCAAUGAUGGCUUCAAUUUUAAUUAA
Oppia nitens is the source of this 495-nucleotide messenger RNA. Its product is annotated as mRNA decay activator protein ZFP36L1-like. The record is from RefSeq and is a predicted model, not a curated record. The transcript has a single exon. Bases 1 to 495 code for a protein of 164 amino acids. NCBI's taxonomy places the organism in Eukaryota, Metazoa, Arthropoda, Arachnida, Sarcoptiformes, Oppiidae. Gene Ontology annotation, molecular function: mRNA binding; metal ion binding.